Molecule: messenger RNA, 2371 nt
Organism: Epinephelus moara (kelp grouper)
Lineage: Eukaryota; Metazoa; Chordata; Actinopteri; Perciformes; Serranidae
Product: RNA-binding protein 38-like
Exons: 5
Coding region: 132-866 (244 amino acids)
Cellular component (GO): cytosol
Molecular function (GO): RNA binding
Source: RefSeq, a predicted model, not a curated record
GCGGCAACGAAGCAACCAGUUUGGACGCGACCGGAGGAGCUCGAGCAGCGUGAAAUACAGCUGUCAGCAGGCACGUUGUUAAGGGCUUAGUGUGUAUUCAGCGUGCCUCCGGUCUUCUCUCCGGCUGACCAAUGCUUCUGCAUCAGUUCACCAACGGAGCCCUGGACGUCAUGCAUCCCACACCGCUUCAGAAAGACACUACUUUUACCAAAAUCUUUGUCGGCGGGCUGCCGUACCACACGAACGAUGCCUCACUGAGAAAAUACUUCGAGGCCUUUGGGGACAUUGACGAGGCUGUGGUGAUAACGGACAGACAGACCGGUAAAUCCAGAGGAUACGGCUUUGUGACGAUGACAGAUCGAGGAGCAGCAGAGAGAGCCUGCAAGGAUCCCAACCCCAUAAUUGAUGGCAGGAAGGCCAAUGUGAACCUGGCCUACCUGGGUGCCAAACCCCGCAGCAUACAGACAGGCAUAUCCAUCGGAGUGCAGCCCAUUCACCCAGCACUCAUCCAGAGGCAGUAUGGGUUGGCCCAGCCAUACAUCUACCCACAAGCCUAUGUGCAGCCCAGCCUGGUGCUGCCCACUCAGGUUUCCACCUCUGUCAGCAGCAGCCCCUUCAUGGACUACAGUGCAGCCUACACCCAGUACGCCCAGGCAGCCUUUGAGCAGCAGUACCCGUACGCUGCCUCUCCUGCUGGCUUUCUAGGCUACAGCUACGCCACCAGCCCCACAGCCACCGCCGGGCCAGCCGCCGCCGCCACAGCUCCAGCCACCGUCCACCCCACCCUCCCCUCCGCCGCCGGCCCGGCCCAGGCCUUCCUGCACUACGCCCCGCAGCAGCACAUCCAGCCGGACCGUAUGCAGUGAGCCUGUGAGGGUAGCGGAGAUAAAGGAGCAGUACAGGCAGAGGAGGAGGAGGAGGAGGGAGUGGUGGUUGCGAACCUUUGGAUAGAGAAUGGCAAAACACCCGACAGGGUGACCCGGCUAUCGUCAGCAGGGGCUUUCAGGAAAAAGGGUGGGACUAUUGCACUAUACGAUCAGGAUGAGCCGUUUGCUCAUUGGUUAAAGGGUAAAGGGGUUGGGAGGGGUUGGAGGACUGUCGAGGUUCAGGUUGGGAAGCUAAGCAGCAUAAAGUAUGUGGUCGCUUCCAAGGGCUUCCAGAAGCUGACACUUCAUUUUUUAUUAUUAUUAUUAUUAUUAUUAUUAUUAUUAUUUUUAUCGUCAUUUAUUAUUGUAUUAAUGUCAUUGUCAAUGUUUAUUUGUAUGCCAUUAUUAUCAAUGUUAUCAUGUUUUUGGCUCAAUCAGUGUAAGUUAUGUGUGUCCAUGGUACAUAUUGAUGAUAGGAGAGCUGUCACACCUUUCCUCCCGACUCCAGAGUAUCUGGGGUGGAUAUGAAGGGCACUGCUGCUUUAGGACACUGGGGGACAGUCAGAUGUGGGAUACAGGGGUGAAGACAGGGUGGUGAUUUGGGGAGGCGUACAGCCAGCCUCUCAGCCUAUCUGUGGUCCCAUCCUGGUACCAUCAGCAGUGAGGCAGAGCACUGACUGCCCCACGAACAAGCCUCCAGCGUUCAACUCCACACAGGAGGACGAUGAGAGAUUUCACCUCAAGGACAAAAUGGAAAGACAUGACAGUGGGAUCUCCAUUAUUUUGAGACUGCGAUGUCAGGACUACACGUUUUUUUAAUUCUUAUUAAUUAAAGAGGCCUUAAUAAAUGAGAAACUCCUUUUUGAAUCUCCUGAUUUUUCAAGUGCUCCCUCCCCCUCCGCCUGCCACAGAACCAAGUGCAGAGAGCCCUUUGUAACUGGCCUCUCAGCAGUCAGUCGCAUUAAUCUGUCUUGGGUCUCGAUAAUUUCAAAUGGAUGUAGAUAAUCACAUGCAGUAUGUGGGCGACGGGGACCUGGAGCGCUCUUGUUGAAAGGUAGCUGACACUGAGCUCAAACACCAGUGUAUUUUUUUUUUUUUCUCCUUUUUCUCACUGAGAUUGUCACAAAUUGUUGCUCUUAAAAGGACAUUCAUGUACAGCAAAAUGUUUUCAGUCAUCAAGUACAUUUACAAUAUUUAUAUGUAGGUAUUUAUAUGAGGUACUAAGUUAAAAUAGCUUUGUUACUAUGGCUAUAGUUGUGGCACUGAUGUCAUUUAACCUGCAGAGGCAUACCUGCAGAUCCACAGGUGUCGUAUUCAUUUUGUUUUUUGUCCUGUCACCAUGUCAGUGGAUUUGCCCGGGUGCACGGCAACUACAGUAGAUGCUCCUUUGUAGAUCCUCGACUGGUUGCGUCAGAAAUUCUCUAGAUUUUUUCAAUAAAGAUGUCUUUUACAGUCCCUUCAAAGAAGCCAUACCAAAAAAAUAGAAAUAAAGAUUUGUACUUAAA